Messenger RNA from Phalacrocorax carbo (great cormorant), 3870 nucleotides. The record is from RefSeq and is a predicted model, not a curated record. Lineage: Eukaryota; Metazoa; Chordata; Aves; Suliformes; Phalacrocoracidae.
AUGCUGUUUAGCAAGAUUACCGUACAUCUCUCUUGUCUACAGAAAGGGAGAUUCUUCUGUUUUGAUUCAGGCAAGCAUUUUCUACUUCAUAUAGAACGGAUAUUUUGUAAGUAAAAUGCAAGAAUAUUUUGAACACUUUAAAAUACACAGAAAUGAUCAAACAAAUUGAGUGUUUUGCUCAGUAAAGUAUACCUAAACAUUCUCAAAGCUCUCAGGCAGUUUAAGGCUACAGACUCCAGAAUGGCUGUGCAUCCUGCCCAUUGCAUUCAACAUCCGUGUCUGCGCGUACUAGCCACUUCCCUGGCCCUUUGUCUCUGUCUCCUCAAUGAUACUGCUGCUAUGGUGAAAAAUAGAAAGAACAACAGGAUAUUGUCUGGUUCUGGUCUGUGAGCCAACUGUGACAAAAUGUUGUUUUCUCCUCGGUUUGGGGAUUCUUGUUGGCUUUUAUUAGUCCUGGGCGAGCCUAAGCACAUUAAGAUGCUUUUUAAAUUCUUUCAGUUAGUGUGGAAACCUUGAGUCUCUGCAAGGAAGGUGACGUCCUGUGCCCUGGCACAGACAUUCCUGUCCUGGAGGAUGAUACUCUGACUCACACAGAGGAAAAGAAGAGUUCUGUUGUAAAACACAACAGGAAGGCGUCCUGCGCUGCUGUGUGCCAGGAGGACACCUGCAGGGCUGCCGCAGGGGUGGAAGUGAGCCACAGGCUAUAUGGAUAGUGCUGAGAAAACUGCACGGCAGCACAAAUCUGACGCCAAACUAGGGUGCUAUUUUUGGUUUCCGUUCUGCUUUUCUGACACCUGUAGGAAAGCGUGAAGUGCGCAACAGACUUCUGCAGUGCCUUACAGAGCGAAGGAACCGUUGCAGGGUAUGGGAUCACAGUGAAGCAUUCUUGCUUAGCAAUCAGGAAUAAUUAUAACCCAAGGAUAUGAACUGUAAAUGUGCUGGAGUUGCCAAGGCAGGAGCUGGCUGCGUGCCAGCACUUGCAUGAGGACAUACCAUCCUGUCAGGACUCCCUGGCAGCAGCCGGUAACACCCAGGUGUACUUAUCAGAUGCUUUCUGUGAUCUUUACCAGUGAAUCUGCACAAGCAAUUCCUUCCUGAACGCACUUUAGGAACUGCAUCUUUGUCCUCAAACUGCUUCAACUCCUAGAGAAAUAAUUAUACUUAACAAGGCCUUAUUUCCUACAGAAAAAUAUAAUGACUGAAUUCCUGGUUUGUUUUAAUUGGUGCAAUGGUGAACAGCCCCAGCCGAAGAGGCGGCGGAGACUGGACCGAAAUAUGAUAGGCGAACCAAUGAACUUUGUACACACUGCGCAUGUUGGAGCAAGAGAGAUGAGUAGUGACUAUUCAUCAGCUGUAUCAAUUCAGGACCACAUGAAGUCUAAAGGUGGCUACCCAAAUGGCACUUCGGCAACUGUUGAGAUAUAAGAAACUCGGAGAAAGCCGAAAUCUGCUCUGUCUUAUGAGGACCCCCUGGACUGUGCUUUCAUAUUCUCUAAAACCUCUUUAUCGUGGAGUAGGGAGAGUACUUCAAUUAUAAAUAGGACCAUGGAAGCUUUGGUGUUCUCUUCACAAUACCUUCUGGAGGAGUUACUGUAAAUUAUUCUUAAAAUGGUUUGUCAUCGUAGUGUUGUAGUAGCAAUGGUAAUUUGUCACUGUGGAUGACUUCCUAGCUGUGUCCCAAAAACCUCACAAAGAUGUCUUGUAGGAUGGAAUUGGAAGCCAGUGUGAAUUGUCUGGGUUUUGGUGUCAUAUCUUUUUCUCCCAUCAAGAAAUGCAGAGGUUGAUUUAACUGGAAGAUAUCACAUGUUUGCACCUCUUACAUGGACUAAACUGAAUUGCUAAGUAGGAUCUUGUAACCUGCAAUAUAACCUUAGAAGUAUUUUUAGGCGGUUUACAAACUAAUGCAUAAAUCUACUGAGCUGUACUUCAGUGUUUUUUUUAAUGUCUUGUGAUGGUGGACAAACUCUAAUGUAAUAUAGUUAGCUGAGUCUGCAAAACCCAGUGAAACUUCUGCCUUCCUGUGAUAAUGCUUUUGUAGCUGAAAAUGGAGGUUUUGCAAACAUACCCACUCUCAAAUGAGGCUUAGAAAACCAGACUUUUCUCUCAGUUACUAGGCUGCCUCCCUUCCAUACACACAGUAGUAUGACUGACGGGUAUUAGUACAACAGAGUUGUUAAUAUUUACCAGUUAACUUCAAGUGGUGCUACAAUAUGCUUGCAACUGUGUGUUAAUUUUGCAUGACUACUACUGAAUUUUAAACGCAUUUAAGAUCACUCUCUCUGUUACCUAUCUGUAACAGGACUUCAAGGGAUAUCUUACUUGUCUUUCUGGCUCCUUAAUUUUGAGACUGUCUGGGGAGUUGUUUUUUCUUUUUUUCAGAUGAACUGAAUUUUUUCUUGUGUACAGCUUAAAUAAAAAGUAUGGUUUAAGUGAUACAGCCAUGUGAAGGACAGAAGUAUAAAGAAUAUUGUGAAAACUUGCAAGGGAAUAUUAAAUGGAAAUGGUGUCUGGCAGAGUUCCAGCACUUCAUAAACAUGGAUUUUUAGCCAUACCAAAACUACAGUUUAUUGCUUAGUUCUUAUUCAUCUUUCUAUUAAUUGAUAUGACAAAACUGCUGAAGGAGAGCUAGGUUUUUCUUUUACCUAAUCGCUGACAACUGUUCCCUAGCUCAAAAUUCUGAAUGACUACCAGUGCAGAAACUUAGGAAAUCUGCUUGUUGUCAUGGAAUUAACUAAAUACAAGUGUUAAAAUUGCUACCAUGUUAGCACCAGUUAUGCUGGAAGUCUGCGGAACUCCCUCCUCCUUGCUCUAGGUAUAAGAUCAGUUAUGAACUGUUUUCCAUUUUAAAAAAAACCAAACUUCUAGCUGGCAAAUCUUUUUAACUUGUAUGAUUCUGUUUGUGGCUUGUGAUACUUCUUAAAUCUAGACUGCUGGCUUUGCUGAAUUGUUAGGCUGCCUUUUCUGAGUAUACUAGGAAGCUUAAAACAUGAAAGGUGGCUCUGUUUCUGUAUACAUUCAAGAAAAAAAAAAAAACAACUCCUCCCCUGUUUCAUCCUUAAGGGCCAAAGAAUGUUACUUUCUGUGAUAGUCAACAGCUGAUCAUAACAUUCUGCAACCACAUAGAAGUAUAAUAUCCAUGUCUUGAUAGAUCCUUACUCUUGAUUUAGAAUACAUGCCAAAUUUUAAUAUAUUUUAAAAUUAGCAUGCUUUAGCUCUACAUUUAGCUUUUUAAAGUCUCUCAUAUUUGUCUUCUAACUUCAGGUUUAUUCCAAAAGCCUAGUUAAGAUACAGAGUUCAAAGAAGCCAAUGAGGAAGCAUGAAGUGGUCUAGUUGUUUUAAAGAAUAGAUCCUAAUUUAUCUGCUAUUGAGUUCAGGCAUUCAUUGGUCCAUACCUGCCCAGAAAAAAAUAGUGGUAGGGCAGCUGUCAUGAAGAAAAUGGGUUGUAUUUUGUGAACAAAUUGAAUGGGAGUUAGUAUUUCCUGAAAACCCAUUCAGUAUGUUUAAGAUUAGCGGUGUAUACAUAAUUAGAAAUAAAGGCGUUGGUGAUCAUGUUAUUCUUGUUAAAAGUAUAUCAACAGAGGGGUUUUUUUGUUAUUAAACCCUUAUUUAUAGAAAAACCUUAGUUUUUAUUAUGUAAACCAAGUAGCAUUAUCUAGUGUAAAACUAACCUAUUUUAAUCUGACUGUAUAGUAUUGUAUAGGACCAUUUUACAGUGCCGCAUCAUUAAAAGGAAAAGUUUUGCUAUUGCAUUAAAGGCACCAUUACUUUUAAAAUCUAAACAAACAUAAAAGCAUGACUUAGGUAUUUUUUUGUUGUAUAUUUAGAAACCUUAUUCAGCUGUAUUCUGCCAUGUAAUUCAGUAUAAAUCUG